UAAGAAAAACAAAUAAAAACAUCUGUUUACCUCACAAAUAGGUAAUUUAUUGGUAAACAAUCAAGCGAUCUAAAAAAAUGUCUCUGAAGCUAUCAGAUUCUGUGUUAAAAGGUCUUCAACAACUGGGCACAGAAAUUAGUAUGGAUAUAUCGAAGAAACUAAUAACAAACUCACUCAAGCAUACACUCUCUCCUGAAUCCAGUGUCCCAUCAGUACCAGAUAUCUAUGCUGCGAAUGCUGACAAAGCAAAGCUUAGUGAAUAUGCUGUGGUAUCUCUAUUAGUUGUGGCAACAAAACAUUGUUAUGAGGCAACUGCUUUACGUACAUAUUUGGAGAAAAACGAAGUACAACCAAUUAUCUUAGAAGAACUGGUAACCACAUAUGAGAAUCAUCGAGAGGAGUUAACCAUACGUCAACUGCAACUUGGUAGUGAUUUCCCACACAUAACUGAUGUACAAUGGCGAAUAAUGGCAGAUGUUCGAUCAUCUACUUCAGAUUGCAGUUCAGGCGAGUUGAAUUUUCAUGUGAAUCUGGGGCGUUAUAAUGAAAGUAAUGGAGCGCGAGAAACUAUUGUCGAAUUCGUAUGUAGCACCGAGGAAUUACAGUUGCUAAUUAAUAAGUUAAAAGAGAUAGAACGACACUGUGAGAAAGUGGCAAAUUAAAGUGUGAAUAUAUAAAUCGGAGAACCAUAUGUAAAUGUUCUUGUAUUAAUUUAAAUAUAUAUGACGUGUAUUUAUGUAGGUGACACCAUAACGAAACGAAAAAAA
Messenger RNA from Ceratitis capitata (Mediterranean fruit fly), 767 nucleotides. RefSeq names its product COMM domain-containing protein 3. The transcript is spliced from 2 exons. Gene Ontology annotation, biological process: sodium ion transport. The record is from RefSeq and is a predicted model, not a curated record. Lineage: Eukaryota; Metazoa; Arthropoda; Insecta; Diptera; Tephritidae. The coding region runs from base 78 to 662 and encodes 194 amino acids.